Molecule: messenger RNA, 819 nt
Organism: Phytomonas sp. EM1
Lineage: Eukaryota; Euglenozoa; Kinetoplastea; Trypanosomatida; Trypanosomatidae
Source: the annotation of a GenBank genome assembly
AUGGAAUCGAUCGAGGAGGAAAUCGCUAUGGUGCGCAACCUCUUCGGGGAGGACUGCACCCAACGCGAGGGCCACCCUCGGGAGCUGUGGAUUCGUCUUCCGUUUAGUUUUGAGCUCGAGAUCACGCUUCCGGCGGGGUAUUUUGAGGAAAGCCACCCCCAUCUUUUCGUCCGAUCCGCCCCGAACGCGCCGCUCGCGGGGUCCUUCGCGGCGAUCCUCCAUCAGCGGAUGCGGGAGACGAUCCCCCUCGGCACCCCGAUGCUCGCGCUCCUCGUCAGCCUCGCGCAGGACCUCGCGCGGGAGCUCGAAGAAGGAUACCACGAGGAGCGGGAAAGCCUCGCGGCGCGGGAGAACGACGCCGUAGCGGCUCUUUCGCAGGAAAACGACCGCCGGGAGCGCGAGGCGAUCCCGAUUUGGUCGGGAACGGUGGUGGUGGAUCGUCGAUCGCGGUUUGUUGCCCACCUCGCGCCCGUGGGGAGCGUUGAGGAGGUCAAGCAGGUGAUCGCCACCCUCCGUGCGGAUCGGCACCUCAGCGAUGCCGCCCAUCCGACGAUUUGGGCGUAUCGUUUUAAAGACGACCGCGGGGUGCUCCACUCCGAUUUUGACGACGACGGGGAGACGGGUGCGGCCGUGAAAAUGGCGUUUUUGUUAGAUCAGCUCAAGGUCGAAGGGUACGUGGUGGUCGUGACGCGUUGGUUCGGCGGGAUCCUGCUUGGGCCCGAUCGGUUUAAACACAUCAUGGGGGUGACGAAGGAUAUCCUGCUUACGAUUCCGGAGCGAGAAAAGUCGAAAUCGCAGCCGCAACGGCGGCGAGAUUGA